AUGGCGGCGGAGAAGACUUUCUCUUCUCUUUCAUCGCCGAAGAACCAAUCGAAGAGUCACUGUCGACCAUUCCACCAUAUUCAAUGGUCUAUAGCUGCGAAGAACUUCCAAACGCGAACUGCGGCUCCAACGACGAACAACGACGGCCGAAACAAAAAUUUCCACUAUAUUCGUUUAUAUUUUGUUGAUUGGUUGGUUGCGUCACGCAGGAUGCGUCACACAAGAUUACAAAUGAAAGUUGACGAAGAAUCAAUUGGAGGCUUAUUCGUGGCGUUUCUUCAUCAAGGGAGGUAUAUUACAUUACAUUUGCUGACUUCAAAUUCUGUAUUAUUGUGUGCUAGGCAAGGUUUUGCAUUGGGUUUAUCUGUCCUAGUUAGUUCUAUCCCAAGCAUCAAAAUUGAUGCAUUGUUGAAUCUCAUAGUAGAUACCCUACCGACCACUUCUUCAAUGAAAGGACAGGACAUGCGAAAUAAUCUUUUGGGUCGAUUAUUUUCUUAUGGUGCUAUUGCACGAUCCAAAAGGUUAUCUGAAGAUUGGAGAACUGACCAGAACUCAACGCAAAUUGUUGGAUUCAUUGGUUCUCUAGUUGGCCUUGCAUCCAAGAAGAGGUACCUUCAAGAGCCUGCUGUCUCAAUAAUUCUGGAACUAAUUAACAAGGUACCUGCAGAGUCUGUCUUGAAUGAGAUUCUUGAAGCACCAUGUCUUGGUGAUUGGUUUAAUGGUGCAAUUGAAGCUGGAAAUCCCGAUGCAUUGCUUCUAGCUCUUAAAAUGAGAGAGAAAAUAUCUGUUGAAAGCAAUGUCUUUGGGAAACUUCUUCCUCAUCCAUAUACAGUUGGAAGCUUUUUUACAGUUGAACACUUGUCCUCUAUUUCUAACUGCUUGAAGGAGUCUACUUUCUGUCAGCCUCGUGUUCAUAGUAUAUGGCCUGUCUUAGUGAAUAUUAUCCUACCAGAUGUGGUCUUGGAAGUAGACUCAACUCAAAGCUCGCAUUCUGGAAAAAAACACAAAAGAAACCGCAAAGCUAGUUUGUUAGAAAAAGAGGUUGAGAAAAAUCUGAAGUGCUUCUGCGAAGUUGUGUUGGAAGGAUGUCUUCUUUUGUGCCAAUUUGAGUUUUGCUUUUCAAGUUAUAGAGGGUUAAACAAAUCUGGAUAG
This is a messenger RNA of Impatiens glandulifera, 1152 nucleotides long. RefSeq lists its product as uncharacterized. The coding region runs from base 1 to 1152 and encodes 383 amino acids. The record is from RefSeq and is a predicted model, not a curated record. Gene Ontology annotation, cellular component: nucleolus. NCBI's taxonomy places the organism in Eukaryota, Viridiplantae, Streptophyta, Magnoliopsida, Ericales, Balsaminaceae. Gene Ontology annotation, molecular function: DNA binding; transcription factor binding. The transcript is spliced from 7 exons. Gene Ontology annotation, biological process: regulation of DNA-templated transcription.